AUGUCUGCAACACCAAAACCACCUUCAAGCGAAGAUAUAGUUGGGCAGAAACUUGACCGGUGUUUUGCGGACUUUCUCGUUAAAGCUGGUGUAGGCUUCAGCGCUGGUGUUGUUCUAUCUGUUGUCUUAUUCCGCCGUCCGUUGCUCGUUUCCUCCCUCAUGCGCACCCAAUCUGACCCACCUCUCCAGGCCGCACAUGGCCCAUCGCUCUCUCCACUGGUUUUGGCGCUGGCGCUGCAUACGCUGACUGCGACCGUUCCUUCAACCCAGCACGGAUACCUGGCACCAGAAUUAUCUCCCAACUGCCACCCCACCCAACUCCCGAAGGAAAAUGAGGGUUCUGAGCGGUAG
Mycena indigotica is the source of this 351-nucleotide messenger RNA. RefSeq names its product MICOS complex subunit MIC10. Gene Ontology annotation, cellular component: MICOS complex; mitochondrial inner membrane. The transcript has 4 exons. The coding region runs from base 1 to 351 and encodes 116 amino acids. NCBI's taxonomy places the organism in Eukaryota, Fungi, Basidiomycota, Agaricomycetes, Agaricales, Mycenaceae. The record is from RefSeq and is a predicted model, not a curated record.